This is a messenger RNA of Lizanozyma spartinae, 2484 nucleotides long. It is a transcript of the gene MCM3, whose product is annotated as MCM DNA helicase complex subunit. The transcript has a single exon. The record is from RefSeq and is a predicted model, not a curated record. Gene Ontology annotation, cellular component: nucleus; MCM complex. Lineage: Eukaryota; Fungi; Ascomycota; Pichiomycetes; Serinales; Debaryomycetaceae. Gene Ontology annotation, biological process: DNA strand elongation involved in DNA replication; double-strand break repair via break-induced replication; DNA replication. Gene Ontology annotation, molecular function: ATP binding; single-stranded DNA binding; ATP hydrolysis activity. The coding region runs from base 1 to 2484 and encodes 827 amino acids.
AUGGAUGAGACUGAUUUGGGUACUCCAGCCGAUGCUGAGUUGGCUGCCAACAUGAAGACGUUCCAAGAGUUCCUUGAACAGACCAAAUACAAGUCCAAGAUAGACGAUAUGGUGACCAAGAGCCAGAUCCGGUUGUCCGUGUCCUUGGACGAUUUGCGUGACUUCAAUGACGAGUUUUGGGUCGGCCUAUUGAAUCGACCAGCUGAUAUUCUUCCUGCUUGUGAGAAGGCGUUAACAGAGUACAUUGUACUCAAUGUUCAAACUCCGCCUAGUAACACGUUCUAUGUCCUGUUUACUGGUGCUCUUGGAUCGCACCAAGUGACUCCCAGAAGCAUCAACUCUUCGUUCCUUUCUAAAAUGGUAUCUAUAGAAGGUAUAGUUACCCGAGCUUCGUUGAUCAGACCAAAGAUCAUCAAAUCGGUUCAUUAUGCUGAAAAGUCCGGGAAGUUCUACUCCAGAGAGUAUAAAGAUCAAACCACCUCUUUUGAUCCCAUAGCUACUCCAGCCAUUUAUCCUACAGAAGAUAUGGAUGGGAAUAAGUUGGUAACAGAAUACGGCUAUUCAACAUAUCGUGAUCAUCAAAGAUUAACUAUCCAGGAAAUGCCAGAACUUGCUCCUGCUGGUCAGUUGCCCAGAUCUGUGGAUAUCAUUUUGGAUGAUGAUUUGGUAGAUGUAACUAAACCCGGUGAUCGGGUGCAAGUAGUUGGUGUAUAUCGGGCUUUAGGGGGAGGUGGUAAUACCAGUUCUGCGUUUAAAACCGUUAUUAUCGCUAACUCUGUUUAUCCUUUACAUGCUCGUUCCACCGGGGUUGCAGCCAAGGAAAAGUUAACUCCUAAUGAUAUCAGAGAAUUCAAUAAAUUCUCCAAGAAGAAGAAAGUAUUUGAGAUUUUGGCAGAAUCGUUAGCCCCUUCUAUCUACGGGUUUGACUAUAUAAAGCAAGCAGUUCUAUUAAUGCUUUUAGGUGGUGUGGAAAAGAACUUGGAGAAUGGUGCACAUUUAAGAGGUGAUAUUAAUAUCUUAAUGGUUGGUGAUCCUUCCACUGCUAAAUCCCAAAUGUUACGGUUUGUUUUAAACACUGCUUCUUUAGCCAUAGCUACAACCGGUAGAGGUUCCUCCGGUGUGGGGUUGACAGCAGCAGUGACCACGGAUAAAGAAACCGGUGAAAGAAGAUUAGAAGCAGGUGCCAUGGUUCUAGCAGACCGAGGUAUUGUUUGUAUUGAUGAAUUCGAUAAAAUGUCAGACUCGGAUAGAGUAGCUAUUCAUGAAGUUAUGGAACAACAAACAGUCACUAUUGCGAAGGCAGGUAUUCAUACGACUUUGAAUGCUCGAUGUUCUGUUAUUGCAGCUGCCAAUCCUGUUUUUGGUCAGUAUGAUGUUCAUAAAGAUCCUCAUAAGAACAUUGCUUUACCAGAUUCUCUUUUAUCACGUUUUGAUUUGUUAUUCAUUGUCACAGAUGAUAUCAAUGAUCAAAAGGAUAGAACCAUUUCUGAACAUGUUUUAAGAAUGCAUAGAUUUAUAUCUCCUGGGUUGGCAAUGGGUGAACCAGUUAGAGAGAAAACCAAUUUACUGUUGGCAGUGGGCGUGGAGGAAACUCCGGAAGAAGAAAUGGAAGAGCAAGUUAUGUUUGAUAGAUUUAAUUCCUUAUUGUUACUGUCAGAUGGAGCUACUUCAAGAUCCAACAGAUCAAAAACCAGAGUAUCCAUUCCAUUUUUAAAGAAAUAUAUUCAAUAUGCUAAGCAAAGAUUUAAGCCAAUUUUAACUGAGGUGGCUUCUAGAAAGAUUGUUUCAACUUAUACUACUUUAAGAAAUCAAGAAUUAGGCACUUCAGAAAGAAACACAGCUCCUGUGACUGCAAGAACGUUGGAAACGUUGAUUCGUUUGGCCACAGCCCAUGCCAAGGUGAGAUUGAGCAAGUCAGUUGAAUUGCAGGAUGCCAAAGUUGCUGAAGAAAUGUUAAGAUUUGCAUUAUUCAAAGAGAUGCAAAAGAAGAAACGUAGGACUAAGAGACAAAGAGUUGAAGAUUUGGAAGCUGAAGAUGAUGAGGAGGAGGAGGAAGAUGAGGAAGAUGAGGAACAGCAGACACCUCCUCCAGACAUUGAAGAUGAAUAUGUAAUGGUUGAGAAUGAACCAGCAAGUACUACUCGGGCUCAAAGAGCAGCUUUAAGACAACAAAUUGGUGAGGUCACACCUACUAGAACCAGUGGUGGUGGAAAUGUAUUGGAAGAAAUGAAUAGAACCACCAUUCAAACCAUUAGUCAAGAGAGAUAUGCGUUGCUCCGGAGAUUCCUUUCGUCGUUGCGGAAGCCUGAUGAAGUCAAUGAAAUCGACGGCAGUACUUGUACUGUGGAAGAAUUCAAGACAUAUUUGAACGACAAUGUUCAACAAGAAGAAAUGUUCACCGACAGUGAAGUUGAUGCUGGGUUGAAUAAGUUACUGCAAGAGAAUAAGAUCAUGUAUGAACAAGGUAAGAUUUGGAUCAUUUAA